UUGGAUAUCGUGGAUAUGGAGCGUAUAUAUUUGUACAAAGGAUGCAGAAUUCCUGUAUGCGACAUGUUUCCGGACAUGAGAACCGUGACCAAUUGUUUCGUUUUAAACCUGGCAGCUGCAGAUUUAUUGUUCGCUCUGUCGAUUCCUGCUGUAGCGUAUACAAGAAUUGUACCGUCUUGGAUUCUGGGUGAUAUUGCCUGCAGAUUUACACCCUACAUUCAGUUUGUCUCUGGGAUCGUUAUGCUAUGGACUCUCUGCUUGAUUAGCAUGGACAGAUACAGGUGUAUUGUAGUGCCACCAUACCGAUCGAAAAUAGAGCCGAAACAAGCCACACUAUGCGCCGCAGCUACGUGGCUAUUAACAUCGUUGGUGUUUAUUCCCGUCACCUUCUGGUUUCGAGAGAUAGAAAUUGAUAAGAAUACAAUUGUUUGUACGAUCGUUUUUCCAAAGUCCGACUCUGUUCAUUACUCAUUCAUAUUCGUCGUUCCUCUGAUACUCAUCGCCUGUCUGCUACCGAUGGUUGUACUGGUUUAUAAUUACCAAAGGAUAUUCCACAAGAUUUACUCCACGAGAAAUACUUGGGCGGCGUCCUGCGUCGUCGUAAGUACGACGGAUGCGAAAGGUUAUGGAAACCGAGACCAAAUUAGGAGGCAAAGUGAAAUCAGCAUCAGUGAUAUAUUAGCACCUUGGCCGAGAAAAUUUUCAUCAAAUAGUCACAUUUCUGGCUCUCCGGGUGGAAGACACGGAUCUCUAUCCCAACAUGAAGAAUUAAGACUGAACAAACACAUUCGUGUUGUACGCAUUUUAUUUUUAAACGUUAUUGUAGUAUUGCUUAUGUGGUUACCGAUAACGAUUGCGGUACUGCUGAUAUUCAUCGACGGAAGGCGUCCAAAUGAAGACACCAACUUUUUCAUGCGAUCAACUUAUUUCGUCGCGUCCCUUAUUAUCGCUCUACUAAACACAGUUGUAAAUCCCUUACUGUAUGGUGUUUUAUCGGACAGUUUUCGAACCUGCCUGGUGCAGAUGUGGUGCUUUCAAACUAAUAUUAUGGUUGGAAAAGUUGUGAAAGGUACACCAACGAGCGGAAGAAAUCUCGGAGGAUCCAGCAAAACUUCCAGAAAGCAAAGUUACGUCAAUUCUAUUAGUGAAAGCCCAAACGAUUUAAUAUAAGUGUCUCAGUUUUUGCAAUCGCAUCAGAUCGGAGAAAUAAGUGUUGCAUCGACCAAAGACAACCCCUUCAAAUUUACAUUCCAGUAGAUUUUUUACAAUGAGCAGGCACAUGAUAAUCGAAUGAUUUCAUUUUGCAAUUGUACUUAGUUUUUCCAUGUACGACUGUGUAAAUCUCAUCAGCGAGCUUAUUUACAAUGCCACCUAUAUUGUUUUGUUAGUGUCGAAUGCCAUUAGAGCUUUAUAGGUGUCCCUGUGCAUUACUAUUAUUUUGGAUUAAUCGAAGGAAAUUAAAGGUGAAAUGUAGCAAAUACGUUAGCUGAAAUGUUUAUUAUACUUAAAUGUACUUAUUUUUAUAUAUAAACAAAGUUAAAUUUAAAAAUAUAUAAAAAAU
This is a messenger RNA of Photinus pyralis (common eastern firefly), 1561 nucleotides long. RefSeq names its product neuropeptide Y receptor type 2-like. Gene Ontology annotation, biological process: G protein-coupled receptor signaling pathway. Bases 16 to 1170 code for a protein of 384 amino acids. Gene Ontology annotation, molecular function: neuropeptide Y receptor activity; peptide binding. The transcript has 3 exons. Lineage: Eukaryota; Metazoa; Arthropoda; Insecta; Coleoptera; Lampyridae. Gene Ontology annotation, cellular component: membrane; neuron projection. The record is from RefSeq and is a predicted model, not a curated record.